Messenger RNA from Rotaria sp. Silwood2, 954 nucleotides. Lineage: Eukaryota; Metazoa; Rotifera; Eurotatoria; Philodinida; Philodinidae. The record is from the annotation of a GenBank genome assembly.
AUGGAUGUUGCUGCACUCAUUCAAACAGAUUCAGACUUGAUAACUGCUGCAUUUUCAGCCAUUAUGGGUUUACAUCUGAGUACAAGUGUUUCGAACUCUGACCGAGUAGAGAAAGUUUCGUUGUUUGAUCAUCAUAAAACAACAUAUUCAUAUGGUCAAGUUGGUGAGACACCUGCUACUUCAACAGCGGACAAUCGAUGUUUAUUAUUUAUUAAGAUGUUAAAUAAUGUAACAAUUGAGUGCGACGUAGAGUCAAAUGCCAAGAUUGAAGAAAUUAAAGCACGUAUUCAUGAAUUACAAGGAACACCAUCUGAUCAACAACGUCUUAUAUUUUCCGGAAAGCAAUUAGAAGACGGUAAAACUAUGUCUGACUAUAAUAUGCUCCCUCAAUCUACACUUCAUCUCGUAUCAAAGUUACAUGCUACCAACCCAGUUAUUUUGGAUGCUGCAACCUUAGAUCCGGUACAUAAUUAUGACUUUACAAAUAUAAAAGAUGAUAACGAAAAAUUUAUACGAGGUGGUGAAAGAUAUGUUCGUCCGUGUGGAUUCAAACGAUUUGCUCUCAACGUUUCUGAUAAAUAUGAAAAUUUACUAUGGAUAGGUUGCGAUAAUGGUAAAGGUGAAUGGCCUGUAUCAUAUCAUGGAACAGGUGAUUUUGACAAGAAAACAAUUGCACAGGAUGGCUAUGCUUUAACACGAGGAAAACGAUAUCCAUUUACUCGUGGCGUCUAUUCGACUCCAGAUAUAAAUUUAGCAGAAAAAUACGCAAAAAAGUUUACUUAUAACAAUGAACAAUACAUAGUUGUCUUUCAAAAUCGUGUAAAUCCUGCAAAUUUGUUUAAACUUCAAUCCAGUCAUUCAGGAACUGGAGAUUAUUGGGUUAGUCCAAGUGACACAGACGUACGUCCAUAUGGCAUUUGUAUUCGAAAAAUAGAAAAUAAAGCUGUUCAUUGA